AUAUCCCUCUGUGUGUUUCAGAUCCCAGGAAAGAGAACAGGUCCAGUGCUAUUCUCAAGGCCUUGGGAGUGACUCAACACAGGCCUCCAUCCUGCCCUUAAGGUGACCUCAACAGUAGGUGCUACCAAAAUGUCCAACCCCUUCCUCAAGCAAGUUUUCAACAAGGACAAGACAUUCCGGCCCAAGCGCAAGUUUGAGCCUGGCACUCAGCGCUUUGAGCUGCACAAGAAGGCACAGGCAUCAUUGAAUGCGGGGCUGGACCUGCGGCUGGCCGUGCAGCUGCCCCCAGGUGAGGAGCUUAAUGACUGGGUAGCCGUGCAUGUGGUGGACUUCUUCAACCGUGUCAACCUCAUCUAUGGCACCAUCAGUGAUGGCUGCACCGAGCAGUCCUGCCCCAUCAUGUCUGGGGGCCCUAAGUAUGAGUACCGCUGGCAGGAUGAGCAAAGGUUCCGGAAGCCCACUGCAUUGUCAGCACCCCGGUACAUGGACCUGCUCAUGGACUGGAUCGAGGUACAGAUCAACAACGAGGACAUCUUCCCCACCAACGUUGGUGAGUUGGGUGGCUCUCAGGAUCUUGAUUUCUUCCUCAUGCUGGUGCUGCUUGCAUGUGGUCCCAGUGACCUCAGAGCCUGA
Molecule: messenger RNA, 633 nt
Organism: Dipodomys ordii (Ord's kangaroo rat)
Lineage: Eukaryota; Metazoa; Chordata; Mammalia; Rodentia; Heteromyidae
Product: MOB kinase activator 3A-like
Exons: 1
Coding region: 130-633 (167 amino acids)
Biological process (GO): positive regulation of protein phosphorylation; signal transduction
Cellular component (GO): cytoplasm; nucleus
Molecular function (GO): protein kinase activator activity
Source: RefSeq, a predicted model, not a curated record